AUGGACACGAGACUCAAGUACAAGGAACAUAUCGCGAGGGCAGCGUCCAAAGGCCUGGAGGCAGCGAUGGAGCUUCGGCGACUUCGCAGCCUAGCGCCAGCAACCGCACGGCAGCUAUUCACAUCGACGGUGGCCCCGGUGUUAGACUACGCCUCUAGCGUCUGGAUGCACGCUUGCAAGGAUAAGGCCAGCGGACCGAUCAACCGAGUCCAAAGGGUGGGAGCGCAAGCAAUUGUAGGGACAUUUCUCACAGUUGCGACCAGCGUUGCGGAGCCAGAGGUUCAUAUUGCCGCUGCACAAAACCGUUUUUGGAGACGGGCCGUGAAAAUGUGGACGGACAUUCACACCCUGCCAGAAACCUAUCCGCUCCGCCGGAGCACAGCAUGGAUCAAGAAAUUCAGGAGGUACGAGAAAGCAGUCCGAGGGGGGAUGAAUAUCUUGGUAGGAUAUGUCCUUUGA
Messenger RNA from Penicillium daleae, 459 nucleotides. RefSeq lists its product as uncharacterized. The record is from RefSeq and is a predicted model, not a curated record. NCBI's taxonomy places the organism in Eukaryota, Fungi, Ascomycota, Eurotiomycetes, Eurotiales, Aspergillaceae. The transcript has a single exon. Bases 1 to 459 code for a protein of 152 amino acids.